Messenger RNA from Schistosoma guineensis, 819 nucleotides. The record is from the annotation of a GenBank genome assembly. Lineage: Eukaryota; Metazoa; Platyhelminthes; Trematoda; Strigeidida; Schistosomatidae.
AUGAAACAAGAUUUAACGUUCACUAACAUUUGUUAUUCACUUUAUGUGCGACCAACUUUAAAUAUUAAUGAUAAUUUUAAUCAGUUCAAUGUUUGCAAUGGGAAAAGCGAAUUUACUGUCAUUUUCUUAUUACCUAGAACAAAUUAUACGGUAUAUCUUAAGUCGUUUGAUACUAAUUAUGGUAUAUACAGUGAUGCAACGAAAUCUUUUCUAAUCUAUACAACAUAUCCAGCAUGUAUUCAACCACCAGUCAAUUUAACAUUUUCUGAAAUUAAUAUUUAUGGAUUUACUGUACAUUGGGAUCAUGCAUUAGAAGAGCAUUCAUUCGAUAAUAACAACUAUUAUUAUGUCUUCAUAAAAGCUUCGCACAAUCAUACAAACAAACCAAUGAAAUUCAAUGCUGGUCAAUCAGCCACAAGUUUUCAUAUUUUUAGUCUUUCACCGGAUACAUGGUAUAGUGUAUCUGUACAAUGCAUAGAUACUACAUACCAUAAUAGUAUCGAAUCAGAAGAGAUUUUUGUACAUACAUAUUCCGAGACUGUUGAAUGUGACAGUCUUAAUCAGCUGACGAGUCUGAUCCUACAAGUUCCACCAGAACAACAAACAACUCAUAUUCAACAAGACAGUAUGAUUAUUUUGUAUUUACCGUUAUCUCGGUUAAAUUGUUUCAUUUCAACAGUUUAUGUGGUUUCACUUGUAAUAAAACCAACUAGGGAAAAUCAUCAUGAUGAAAUUAUUUGUUCUGAAGGUUGUACAAAGAAAAUGCACUACAAUGACAUUACGGAUAUUUAUUUAGUUGAGUCGGUAAGUCGGGUGUGA